Messenger RNA from Geosmithia morbida, 774 nucleotides. RefSeq names its product Nucleoside-diphosphate-sugar epimerase. The transcript has 2 exons. The coding region runs from base 1 to 774 and encodes 257 amino acids. NCBI's taxonomy places the organism in Eukaryota, Fungi, Ascomycota, Sordariomycetes, Hypocreales, Bionectriaceae. The record is from RefSeq and is a predicted model, not a curated record.
AUGGCCCCUCUUCACGUUCUCGUCGUCGGCGGUCACGGAAAGGUGGCUCAGCACCUCACGCCUCUCCUCCUCAAGCGUUCCUGGACCGUCACCAGCCUCAUCCGUGCGCAGGAGCAGGUCCCCACCAUCCAGAAGCUGGGCUCCGGACAGCCUGGGCAGCUCAACGUCCUGGUCAGCAGUAUCGAGGACGUCGAUUCGCAGGACAAGGCCAUCGAGCUUCUGCGGGAGAUCAAGCCUGACCUGAUUGCCUUCUCAGCAGGCGAGUUAGCAACUUUCCGGAUUGACCGCGACGCAGCCUCUCAUCUCAUCCGCGCGGCCGCCACCUUCCCCUCCAUCAAGCGAUUCCUGCUCGUGUCGUACAACGGGUCCCGCCGCUUCUCCGCCCCCUGGUGGCCCGCGGGCGAGUGGGACGAGUACAACAAGCAGGUCAACCACGGCCCGCUGGCGCGCUACUACCAGGCCAAGCUCUCGGCCGACGAGGUGCUGUAUCAGGUGUCGAAGGCGAGCAGCACCCUCGUGGGCAUCGACCUCAGGCCCUGCCAGCUCACCCUGGAGCCCGCCGGCAAGGUCGAGCUGGGCAAGUCGUCUCACGCCGCCGGCCUGGUGAGCCGCGAGUCGGUCGCUCGCGUGGCAGACGCCCUGCUCGCUGCCGAGGGCGUCAAGAAUACCUGGCUCGACCUGGCGGAUGGGGACGAAGACAUCGAUGCCGCCGUUGAGCGUGUCAUCAGGGAGGGCGUCGACGCCGCCGAGGGUGAUCCUGUGUUUGAGCAGUAG